AUGCCGCCGCAAAAGAAGGUUCUUCUCAAGGUCAUCAUCCUCGGAGACAGCGGUGUCGGCAAGACCUCGCUCAUGAACCAAUAUGUCAACAAGAAGUUCAGCGCCUCCUACAAAGCCACCAUCGGCGCCGACUUCCUCACCAAAGAAGUCCUCGUCGACGACCGCCUCGUCACCAUGCAGCUCUGGGACACCGCCGGCCAAGAGCGCUUCCAGUCGCUCGGCGUCGCCUUCUACCGCGGCGCCGACUGCUGCGUGCUCGUCUACGACGUCAACAACGCAAAGUCGUUCGACACGCUCGACUCGUGGCGCGACGAGUUCCUCAUCCAGGCGAGCCCGCGCGACCCGGACUCGUUCCCCUUUGUGGUCCUCGGGAACAAGAUUGAUGUCGAGGAGAACAAGCGCAUGAUCUCGCAGAAGCGCGCAAUGACGUUCUGUCAGAGCAAGGGGGGCAUCCCGUAUUUUGAGACGUCGGCGAAGGAGGCGAUUAAUGUGGAGCAGGCGUUUGAAGUAAUCGCACGAAAUGCCCUGCAGCAGGAAGAAUCCGAGGAGUUCAGUGGCGACUUCCAGGACCCCAUCAAUAUCCACCUCGACAACGAGCAGGGCGGCUGUUCUUGUUAG
Messenger RNA from Morchella importuna, 618 nucleotides. RefSeq lists its product as uncharacterized. Bases 1 to 618 code for a protein of 205 amino acids. Gene Ontology annotation, cellular component: late endosome; phagocytic vesicle; fungal-type vacuole membrane. NCBI's taxonomy places the organism in Eukaryota, Fungi, Ascomycota, Pezizomycetes, Pezizales, Morchellaceae. Gene Ontology annotation, biological process: regulation of vacuole fusion, non-autophagic. The transcript is spliced from 5 exons. The record is from RefSeq and is a predicted model, not a curated record. Gene Ontology annotation, molecular function: GTPase activity; GTP binding.